AUGCUCGGAGCGUCCAAGGCGUGGGUCGCGAGCAGCGUUGUGCUCUACACCAAGUGUCUCUUGACGACGGCGAUUCAAGGCGGGAAGCGGUUCGCCGCGGGUAGCCGUCCGCCCGAGGACAAGAUCUUCAAGCAGUUCAACCCGACCAAGCAGGCGCAGACCUUUGGCGUCGACACGGCGGCGGCGACGACCGCCGCCCGCGAACAGGACAUUCGCUGGGAGCGCAUCGUGCGCAACGACCUUGAAAACAUCCCAAUCGGCCUCAUUGUCGCGUGGGGCGCCGUCCAGUCGGGCGGCGUCGAGGCGGUCACGACAUGCGCGCUCGGCACGUUUACGGCCGCUCGUGUCUACCACACGUAUGCGUAUGCGCAAGGGUUGCAGCCCCACCGCGGCAACGCAUGGAUGGUCGGCACCGCCGCUGUCCUUGUCAUGGCGCUCAACAGCCUCUAUGGUCUCGCGACUGCCACGCCGCCAACCGACAAGGCGGUCAAGUAA
Messenger RNA from Saprolegnia parasitica CBS 223.65, 495 nucleotides. RefSeq lists its product as hypothetical. The coding region runs from base 1 to 495 and encodes 164 amino acids. The record is from RefSeq and is a predicted model, not a curated record. Lineage: Eukaryota; Oomycota; Saprolegniomycetes; Saprolegniales; Saprolegniaceae. Gene Ontology annotation, cellular component: membrane. The transcript has a single exon.